This is a messenger RNA of Vicia villosa (hairy vetch), 2091 nucleotides long. RefSeq lists its product as uncharacterized. The transcript is spliced from 4 exons. The coding region runs from base 1 to 2091 and encodes 696 amino acids. Lineage: Eukaryota; Viridiplantae; Streptophyta; Magnoliopsida; Fabales; Fabaceae. The record is from RefSeq and is a predicted model, not a curated record.
AUGUUGUCUGAAUACAAUGUCACUCAGGAUGUCAUGAUAUUGCACUAUGACAAUCUAAGUGCUACUAAUAUUCCAAAGAAUCCUAUUCAACAUAGCAGAACCAAGCAUAUGCAUAUUAGACAACACUUUCUAAGAGACCUUGUGGAAGACAUUGUGGUUACUCUGGAGCAUGUGGCUACUGAAUUACAAAUUGCUGAUAUCUUUACUAAAGCCCUCGAUGCUUCUCAAUUUGAAAACUUGAGAAGAAAACUGGUCUCUUGCACUUCUCACAUCUCGCCUCCAACCACAGAAAUAACAAGCUCUCUUUAUGAACAGUCAAACCCUCAAUCUCCCUCAAAAAUGACUGCUUCCUCUACUCAUGUUCAAGGUACAAAUGAUAUUCCCAUUAACCCUAAUGAGAUUCUUGAGGUCAUCCCUUUACACAUGGUGACUCCAGACGAUCUUGUGGCAAAGAAGCCAGGAACAUCGCAUGCACGAAGAACCAAAGAAACAACAAGAAGACCUAAAAAGCCUAUUUCUAGUCAGACUUCUCAAUCUCGUGUUCAUCCCUCUAGGGAAGAAUUGACUAAAGAAGGUUCUAGGUAUGCUCACAACGCCAUUGCUAAAAUUGUUACCCGUAUCUUGAUUGAGAAUCAUGAUGUACCUGGGAUUUCUGUUCCUUUAAAUUCUGUUUUUCCUGAGUCACAAGACAAUAUGCAUGUUAGUGGUAAUGUUGUUGACUCUGUCCAAGUAAAUGAGGAUAUGGACGCGACUGUUCAUGAAGAAAACAUUGAUAAUGUGAAUGAUGCUGUUAAUUUGGAUGUUAAUGUGGAUGAUAAUGAUAAUAAGAAUGAUGAUGUGGAAGAGACUCUUGGUAAGGACGGUGCUGUUGCUGAUGAUGAUCAUACUGAGGUCCAUGUUGCUGUUGUGGAUGAUGAAGAGGUACCUUGUAAAGAUGAUGGUAAUGUAUCUGUUGACCAGAAUGAGGACUACACUGAAGGUGGUCAAGCUGAAGAGAAAGAACCUGAGAAAACCAAUGCUGAUAAGGUGAUCAACCUUGAUGACCUCUCUGAUGAUGACUUGGUUGCUUCUAUCAAUCCAAGUAUAGCCAAAAAGACUGUGGUUAAGCCCACUUCUGUUGGACCUAAGAAAUCUUGGAGCAAAGUGGUGCCUAAGAAGAGAAAGGCUAGAAUUAUUGCUGAGAUUGAGUCAGAUUCUGAUGUUGCUCUGGGUGUCAAUGACAUCCCUCCCAAGAAGAAAGCCUCUACUAGCAAGCUUGAUGCUUUCCUCGUGAAGGAGUUCAUUGUGAAUUUACAAGAAGAUUGUGCCAACAAGAAAGCUAAGGAUUACUUGAAAGUGUUUGUAAGGGGAAAUUAUGUUAACUUCUCCCCCAUUGUGAUCGAUAAAUUUCUGGAAAGAUCCAAUGAAGCUCAGCCUGAGCUGGAAGUGUCUGACAAUCAAAUGUGCAAGGUAAUUACUGUUGGAAAAGUCAAGACGUGGCCUGUCAAAGGGAAGUUAAAUGCCAGCAAGCUAAGUGUGAAGUAUGCUAAACUUCACAGGAUUGGAGCUGCCAACUGGGUGCCAACUCAACACAAGUCUACAAUUUUUGGUGUUAUAGAUAAAUUCAUCUUUGCUAUUGGUACUAAGAACAAAGUUGACUAUGGGACUUAUAUUUUUGAGCAAACUUUACAGCAUGCUGGUAGCUAUAGUGUUAAAGGCCCUAUUACUUUCCCCUCCCUUAUUUGUGGAAUUAUCUUGAAUCAAUUUCCUAACAUCCUGAAUGACAAAGAUUCUGUAUGCAAAAGAGCAAGCCCUUUACUCCUUCAUCACAAGCUCUUUCAAGGAACCCAUGUUCGUGACAUUGACAUAACAUCUGCUGAGACACCCCAUGGGACUCUAAAGCCACUUGAAGCAAGGAAGCUAGGCCUUGAGAAAUUGAUAAGCUCUCUUGAAUCUGAUGCUGAGCUUGUAGACAAUGCUAAUGAAGAAGAUGUUGAUGGAUCUGAAGAAGGAGAUGUUGAACCUGAAGGGGAAAAGGUUGAAUAUGCCAGUCCUGAUGAUGGCACUGAGGAAGAAGAGGAUGAUGUUGAAAGCUCUAAGUCAAAUGACUAG